Diceros bicornis minor is the source of this 1428-nucleotide messenger RNA. Its product is annotated as arginine/serine-rich protein 1-like. NCBI's taxonomy places the organism in Eukaryota, Metazoa, Chordata, Mammalia, Perissodactyla, Rhinocerotidae. The transcript has 5 exons. Bases 222 to 1067 code for a protein of 281 amino acids. The record is from RefSeq and is a predicted model, not a curated record.
GAUUCUGGUACUUUCGACGCGUCUGUGGACGGUCCGCUCUGUUCGUGUCGGGACGGUGGGGGUGUUGCGAGUUGGCUGUUCGAGAGCAGCUGCGAAAGCCCCUCUUCGUCCUCAGCGUCGAGGGGAAGGCGUUCGUUGGUCCUUUCUCUCCGUCUUAAGUGAGGCGUCGCCGGCGCGUGGAACGGAGCUUCCGGGGAGGGAUCCUCCGGGAGAAGGCAGCGAUGUCCCGCUACGUGAACGACCUGUGGCCGGGCUCGCCCUCGGCCGCGCGCUCGGGCCGGUCCAGCCGGCUGUCCUCGGCGUCCGGCAGCCGCUCGUCCUCCGGAAGCUCUGGGGCCCGGGCCCGCGUCUCGAGUCGGUCGGCGUCCGGGAGUCGGAGCCCGCCGCGGAGGGCGGGCCGCGCCGGGGCCCGGGCCAGGAGGCGCCGCCAGCGGAAGUACAGGCGCUACUCGCGCUCCUACUCGCGCAGCCGCUCGCGGUCGCGCGGCCGCCGGCGCCGGGACGGGCGCCCCGGGUCUCCCUGGCGGCGCCGCUCCCGCAGCAGGUCGCGCUCCCGGGGCCGGCGGUGGCACCGCGGGGCCUGUGCGGCCGCGCGGCGGCGGCGCCCCUGCGGCUCCGGGCGCACGCCCACCCCGGAGGGGCGCGGGUGUUGGAGGGCCCGCUCCAGGACGAGGUCGCGGAGCCGGACCCCCUUCCGCCUGAGUGAGGAAGAUCGAAUGGAGCUGUUAGAAAUAGCAAAAGCCAAUGCAGCAAAAGCUUUAGGAACAACCAACUUUGAUUUGCCAGCUAGUCUCAGAACUGCUCUUGUAUCAAAAGAAACAAACCGUGGACCAGCUGUACCAAAUAAUUCUUCAAAGUUUGAGCUGCCGGAAAAGCUAACAGAAGAUGGAACUAAAAAGCCCAAUGAAAAGUCUUCCCAGCAAAAAAGCAUAGUUUUUAGCUCUAAUAAUUCUGUAGCAAAGCCAAUGCUUCAGAAAUCAGCUAAAGCUACUGCUCAAGAGACCUCCUCAGGAUCCCCAAAAAUAAAUCUGAAGAAAAGUCCAUAUGGACUGUGGAUACCUGUCUGAAAAAGAAAACUAAAAAGCUGAGGUUGCCUGAAAUGCACUUUAUUGCAUGUUUGUGUUUCUAGCAUUAUUGUCUCCCUCUGAGCCAUUUAGUGGUAACUGGUGAAGUUACAGCGACACAAAAAGAUGUAAAUACUUAAUAUUUAAAUGUUAACAUUUCUUUACAGAUAUGAGAUAGCACAAAUGAAUGAGAGGUUACGUACAGGUGGGAGUCUUUUAUAUAUAUAUAUAUAUAUAUGUAUACACUUGUGAAUGUUUUGUAUAGUAUCCGUUGGUUUAUAGAGGUGAAAUUUAUAAGACAAACACAGUAAUUGAACUGUGUUUGUGUUGUAUAUAUUUGUUAAUAAAUUUCUUGUUUUUAUUA